AUGGAUUAUGGAUUGGUAAAGAAGCUACACCUUAACAACCUGCUGAAAAUCCUUUAUAUCCUCCCAGCAGUAGCUUAUGGUCAGCUUUACCCUUUGGAAGAUGCAGAAUAUGAUGAGCAAAUGGUCAAAGGGGUGUAUAACCGCUCAGUGAGGCUGGCAUGUGGUGACAUUGUGCAGCCGAUGGUUGUUUUCUGGAGUUUCACCAAACCGGGUUCCCUCAUUCCCAGAGCCGUGGCCAUCAGCAAUGGCCUUGAGUCCAGGGUGGAGAAGGCCUCUGCCAUUCUGGGGGAAGUCAGUUUGAAGAACUGCACUUUAGAGAUUAAGAAACUGCAACAAGCUGCUGAAGGACAUUUCAUGUGCCAAGCAAUGUACGAAGUAGAUGGAGAGAUCAAAGUGGCUUAUUUCUACCUUGAGCUUCUCGUUUUGGUCCCAGUUCCCAAGCCCUUUCUGCAGAUAAACAAUUCAACACCCGUGGAAGGCAUGCUGGUUGUGAUGAUCUGCACAGUGAAAGAAGGGACACCUCCUAUUGCUUAUUCUUGGCAGCGCUACACUAACCGAGAUGGCACGGUAGUUCUUGCCGAAGCAGUGACACCUCUCUUAAACUUGACCUCAGCAAACCGGACAUACAUGGGUUGGUACACUUGCACAGCUCACAAUGAGGUCAACAGUCAAACCAGCAAUGGGAUGUACCUUGACGUUAUCUAUGGUCCAGAUGAGCCAGUGAUCAACAUAGAGCCAUUUGCAAUUAACCAACAUGGCUUCUCAGCCAAUGAACAAGAAGAAGUGAUCAUGACAUGUCUAGCUCCUUCCAAUCCUCCCAGCCACUACAUUUGGUUCUACAACAGCUCUCAAGUCUACUCCGGACAGAAGUAUGUGAUUGCCAGAAUCUCACGGACUCAAACAGGCAUCUAUACUUGCUUAGCCCAGAAUAUGCAUCUGAAUACUCGGACCCAGGCAACUAUUAUCUUGACUGUCUAUUUCCUCGUUGCUGUUGAUAUGAUGUUUACCCUGUGCACAGAUCUGCCCAAGGGACAGCUCAACUGCAUGUCGCUACCUGCCUCCAAUUUCCAAGACCUUGCUCUGCAUUGUUUAUGGCCAGGGGGAUUCCCUUCAGUGCGCUUGCGGUGGGCAAAAUCGAGGGCAGAAGAAACCGACAUGGGAAGCUUCUCCAGAGCUAUUCAAAUCCAUCAGGGUGCAGAUGUUCCCAAUGGGACUUCUUAUAUCUGCCUGGCUUCCCAUCCAGCCCUGCGAAAGGAUGCCAUUUGCAGGACCACUGUCUGGGUUCCAAAACGGAGCCUGACCUGCAGUGUCAUAGCGACCAAACUGAAUGAAUUCCUCAUGUUGACCUGUGACUGGCCAGGGGGAAAUCCUCAGGUGACACUCUGGUGGAGAGACUGGAGGCAUCAUGUGCUGGGAGGCAUGAAACCAUCACACAAUGUUUUUAUCAUGAAGCCCAACACCACCCUUGGAGGCAAGGCGUUCACCUGCAUGGCAGCUCACCCUCUGUGGGCAAGAACUGCUGAGUGCCAUGUCCGGCUGGAACCCCCCAAGCUUAUGGUGGAACGGUCCAAGGUGUCAUUGUUUGAAGGCAGUGAGGUCCAGUUGGCCUGCUUCCUCCAAGGUGCUUAUUUGGGCUCUGAAGUCUUGUGGUACAACAAUAAGAACCAGCCUAUUACAGCAAACACUAGGAAAUACCAUCUUCAGCAGGAGAAUACUUGGUUUAAUUUGACCCUCCAGGACAUAGAAUGGAUACGGGAUAGCGGCAUUUACCGAUGUGCUGCUAUUAAUGCUGUGGGCAAUGACUCUGCCACAAUCAGCCUCCAGGUAAAAAAAUACCCCAACCCACCCAAUGUGACAAUCAGCAGACUGAUGUACACUCGCCCCCGUACAGAGGUGGAACUGGAAUGGGAAACUCGAGGCUCAGGAAACCUGACUGGCUUUGUAGUCCAGAGGAGAGAAGCAAAAAAGACCGGCCCAAAGCAGAUGACCAGCAGCUGGGAAACAGUGGCCAAUAACAUUGACCCCGAUGUCCGUGGCCGAAAGCUGGGUGGUCUGGAUCCCGCAGUGGUGUAUGCUUUUCGGAUCCUUGCUGUUAACCAUCGUACCACUGGGUAUCCCUCUGAAGUGAAGACCCCAGCUGACCCUCCUUUCAAUGCAUAUCCUGUAGUGAUCGGUGCUGCUAUGGCAGGAAUGAUUGUGGCCACAGUCAUCUCUCUCCUAGUUUUUCAAUACAUCAUUCGGAACCGGGAGAAUAAUCCAAGGUUACAUGACCUGCUCUUCAGAAUGGCUGGAGCUGAAACUCGUGAACAAAUCAGGACUCCAGAGGAUGCUGAGAUGCCAACAGGGAUUAGUGAUGCAGCCAAUGAGCAAGUUGAAGAAGCGAGCGAGCAGGUGGGAGAGACUUCCACAACAACUGGAGAAACACCAGCAGAAGCAAUUCAAGAGGAAGCUGUGGUGACCUCAGAGGAUCCAUCAAGGGCCCAGGAAGGUGUGCCAGCCCCCAGUCCGCCUCCUGAGGAUCCAGUUAAUGUUACAAUCACAGUGACAGCCACCCCAUGA
Messenger RNA from Crotalus tigris (Tiger rattlesnake), 2559 nucleotides. It is a transcript of the gene VSIG10L2, whose product is annotated as V-set and immunoglobulin domain containing 10 like 2. Lineage: Eukaryota; Metazoa; Chordata; Lepidosauria; Squamata; Viperidae. Gene Ontology annotation, molecular function: protein binding. The record is from RefSeq and is a predicted model, not a curated record. The transcript has 12 exons. Bases 1 to 2559 code for a protein of 852 amino acids.